UGGACUGGUGUCAGAAGAGGUUGGCGGAAAGGCUUUGGACCAAGAAAACCGUUUUUUUCUGGGAAACCAAUGCCAUUUCCUGAUUCAAAUUUUGUUGGACCAAGCAGUGCUUCGUCGGGCAUUUCAAUGGCUAAUUCUUUAUUGAAUAAUUUGGUUCUUAGUGAUUUAUCUUCGACUAAAGGAGCAGAUCGUGGUGGUAGUGGAUCUACACAUGCUAACAUUAAUAUGAAUGCUGUUUUGUCUGCAAUAAUUGCAGCAGGUAGACACGAUAGAGUAGCUUUGGAAAAUUAUCUUCGGGAUUUAAAGAUGAGUAAUAACGUUGUUAAUCAUCAAAACAUAGCUAACAUUAUUUCAAGCCUUCAAAGUUUUAAAGGCAGAGGCCAGCAACCAUCGAUCGUUUUGAUUGGAUUAGACAGUUCUGGUAAAAUAAAUGCACAUGGUGGUCAUGGGAAAACUGAAGAUAGAAACUUUGACACCGUGUCAAGAACUAAAGGCCAGUCUAUGAUCGGUACACAUGGAGGAUUUGAUCCUUCGUCUGGAAAAAAGUCUAAAGAUGUAAACUUAAAUAUAGUCGUAAAACAACAGCAUCCUCUGUCAAAAUCAUCUCCACCAGACUUUCACAAAGGUGGACAAAAUGGUAGGUUCUUUUCAUUUAAAAACAAUGAUCUUGAUAGAUCAGACUUCUCACACGGUGGUUUUGGACCAGGAAAACAGAGCAUGGUUGGUCAAAGCCCAGCUCAGUUUUCUUUCAAAGGGGCCACAGAUGCGAAUCAAGGAUUCGGAGGGUCAGUUGACAUGCGGAAAUUUUGGAAAGAUUCGGUGGGUGGAGGACAGCUUAAACCAAUACCCAAACUUGUAGCUCAAAAACAAAUGGCACAUUUCAUACAAGGAACAAACCGUGGCGACCUGUGGAAUCGAAUAGGAGGAAAUAAAGGUAUGGCAAUAGCUGAUUUUAAACACGGAUUUGUUCCAAAUGAGAAUUAUUCCGGAGUUGCAAAUCCUGGGACUCAGUUUGAACAUAAACAGCAGAUAAUAGCUUAUCCAAAGAAUAUGGACCAUAUUUCUCUUCCUUUAUUUAAAGUACCUAAAGGCACCACUAAACACAAUUAGGUUAGAAAGAUUCAAAAACUUAUCCAGAUAGUUGCGUCGGAUUUUACAACGAGAUAAAUAUUUACCAUGAAAUAAAGACGAAAAUGUGUAUACAAUGAGUAGAAUCUUAAUAGGAAUAGUCGUGGAAAUGAAUGAUCAUUUGUAGAAGGACAUUAAUGAAGCAUGUAACACUAAGAAAUACUAUCUACGCAAUAACUCAAUUUUCACACAAAAUGACUUACUUCAGAAUAUUUGCACCUUUAAUUCGUUUCACCACAAUUCAUUUCAUGUCAAACAAUAGUAAUUGUUAAUAUAUAAUGACUAA
Mytilus californianus (California mussel) is the source of this 1414-nucleotide messenger RNA. RefSeq lists its product as uncharacterized. The transcript has 2 exons. The coding region runs from base 70 to 1110 and encodes 346 amino acids. The record is from RefSeq and is a predicted model, not a curated record. NCBI's taxonomy places the organism in Eukaryota, Metazoa, Mollusca, Bivalvia, Mytilida, Mytilidae.